Oncorhynchus masou masou (cherry salmon) is the source of this 5982-nucleotide messenger RNA. Its product is annotated as DNA-binding protein RFX7-like. Gene Ontology annotation, biological process: regulation of transcription by RNA polymerase II. Lineage: Eukaryota; Metazoa; Chordata; Actinopteri; Salmoniformes; Salmonidae. The record is from RefSeq and is a predicted model, not a curated record. Gene Ontology annotation, molecular function: RNA polymerase II cis-regulatory region sequence-specific DNA binding; DNA-binding transcription factor activity, RNA polymerase II-specific.
GCCUGCAGCAGGCGUGCUCGCUGUUUGCAGCAGUGCCCAGCCUCUCUCUGCGAAAUAAUGCUUUUUGUAUUCCCGCAUGCCGUUUGUUUUCUUUUAUAAAAUGUCAAGUGCAGACAAGUCAUAGUCUUAACCGUCAUGGUCUAUCGUCGAUACAGUAGGUUGACCUAGCUCAUACGAUCCUCAUCAUCAAACGGUGGGUGCUCGGCUCUGGCGUCAUGCAUGCACUACCACAGCCGGGGAACCAACGUUAUAUCAAGGUAUAAACAGGAUGAGGCCUAUUUGUUAGACCCCGACCAACCCACCUCCGCUCAACGAGAAUAUCAUCGUGAUGGCCGAUGAUGAUGAUCAACAACAACCUGGUCAGCUGAAGCCCAACCCGGGAUUGGGCUCUCUUCCAACGUUAGUACCAGGACUACAGGGCCCCGAGGCCAAUGCGUUGCAGUACAAAAUAAAGAAUUCAAUUUGCAAAUCUGUACAAUCAAAAGUGGACAACAUAUUGCAAGAUGUUGAGAAGUUUACAGACAUCGAGAAACUCUACCUCUACCUUAAGUUGCCUUCUGGUCCCAACAAUGGCAUUGAUAAAAGGACUGAGAAUCAGAGAGCCUCCACUCCUGGACUAUGUGACCAGAGUGGCAUGUCGUCCAGCCGAACACAGCAGAUGUACGCUUUCAACUGGAUCCGCAAUCACCUAGAGGAGCACCCUGAGACAUCACUGCCAAAGCAAGAGGUGUACGACGAAUACAAGAGCUACUGUGACAGUCUUGCCUACCACCCACUGAGUGCUGCAGACUUUGGAAAGAUCAUGAAGAACGUCUUUCCCAACAUGAAGGCUCGCCGCCUGGGCAUGAGAGGCAAAUCUAAAUACUGUUAUAGUGGACUGAGGAAGAAAGCUUUUGUUCACAUGCCUUCUCUGCCCAACUUGGACUUACAAAAAUCAGAUGACGGGUGUGAGUUAAUGGAGCCGUCGUCGGGCCAGUCUCCCAGUGCGGAGGAUGAGAUGCGCUCAGCGGCCUGUGGCUUGGUGUGUGAGUGGGCUCAGAAGGUCCUCAGCAGACAGUUUGAUGCCGUGGAGGACCUGGCUCGCUUCCUGCUCAACAGUCACUACAUAGGAACCAAGUCCAUGGCUGCCCUCACCGUCAUGACUGGGGCUCCCACAGGUCUAAAGACGCCCACGCCAACCUCUGCGUUCGUGCCCACGUCCGAGGCCUCGUCCUUCCAGCCGCAGGUGAAGACUCUGGCCUCUCCCUCGGUGGACGCCAAGCAGCAGCUCCAGAGGAAGAUCCAGAAGAAACAGCAGGAGCAGAAGCUCCAGUCCCCCCUGCCUGGAGAGGCCCAGGGACAGAACCAGGCCAGGAGGGCCGAGGCCGGCACCCCAGGUCCAGCUAUCCCCUGUGGAAGUCCUGCUCUGCUCUCACCACAACCUACCAUUGGUAUAGUGGUGGCAGCCGUCUCCAGUCCCAUCACGGUCCAGAGGAGCAGGCAGCUGAUGACAUCCCCUAGCCCGGUGGGGUCCGCCGAAGGGAAGGUCCUGCCAACGGUCAACUUCCAGGUGGUCACCCACACCCAGUCUCUGACCCACAGGCAGUCCCCGAAGACUCCCCAAAACAUCUCAGCCAGCCCCGUAGGCGACCGCCUGGCCAGGCACAGGUACCCCCAGAUCCUCCCCAAGCCCUCAGCCACAGGGGCCAUCACCCUGCGUUCGCCCCCCACCCUGCUCAUCACAAACAGCCCCAUGAAGACCCACCACGUUGUCAAGAUGACCGCCAUCUCCCUGGCCCCUAGCAACACUCUCAGUACCAGCAGUAACAGUAUGGUCCUCAGGCCAGCCUCGGCCGGGGUGGGAACAACCACCACCACCACCACCACCUUUACCACCAUCGCUGCCCUAGAGGAGGUCCAGCAACAGGGACAGAGCCAGAGGCCCCCAGCCCCAGCCACCCCCCAGUCCCCCGCAGCAUGGCCUGGCGCCCCACCCUCCACCCCUAUUCCCUCAGUGGUCCCUGAGGCCAUCAUCACUGAUAAUAACCCGGGCUGUAACUCUGAUAAACGGAGCACCAUAAAGCAUUCCCCCUGUGGGGCCAAAGGUCCAGAGAGAGCCACCAAGUACCGGGCGGCCAGCGAACCCUCGCUUAUGGUCAAAUGCUCACCAGGACCUGACAGAGUGACCGCUAGGACAAAAAGCGUCUCAUUCUCCUCCACCUCUCCUCCAGCUGCUGCCACCAAUGCAGCGAUCAAGUGGGCGGGGCCUCAGCAGGACAGCAAUAAGAGCAUCAUCGCCACCACCUGUCAUCAAGAAAGUCCUUUGUAUCUGACCGUUGCUCCCUCGGCCAAUCAAAAUACUCCUAACGUCAGCGGAAUGUCCUCCUCAUCCAAUGGCUCGUCGGCUGUUACCUUAUUGUCCCCUAAAGACUCCUCGUUCGGGGUCAAGAGCCCCAGGAAGCGGGCCGGCCCCGGGCUGGAUUCCUCCCACGUUAUCCCUGUGAAGCGCGUCUUCAUCUCCCAGCAGCCUUUGAGUGUGACCUUUGACCCCAAACCAUGGGUUCCAGCUAGACCUGGCACUCCUGCCAGACCUGAGAGUGCCCCCUGUCGAGUGACGGUGAAACAACACCUAGUGCCCAUGAAGAUCCUGGCGCUGUCCGACUCGCCUGUCACGAACGCAGAGAUCUCCUCCCUCUCUUCCUCGCAGGCUGUCGUCAGUGUGAAGCCACAGGUCUCCUCGUUGCUGGUAGUGAAACGCGAAGACCCGUCCUCUCAAGGACUAACACUAAGCACUGUCAGCAGUCACACCAGCAGCACUGCAGCCCCUGAUAGCACCACCACCACAGUGUCUGAGCAGCAGCAUCAAUCUGAGGCCCCUGUCUCUGCGAUGGCGGUAGGAGCACAGCAUCAAUCUGAGGCCCCUGUCUCUGCAAUGGCGGUAGGAGCACAGCAUCAAUCUGAGGCCCCUGUCUCUGCGAUGGCAGUAGGAGCACAGCAUCAAUCUGAGGCCCCUGUCUCUGCGAUGGCAGUAGGAGCACAGCAUCAAUCUGAGGCCCCUGUCUCUGCGAUGGCAGUAGGAGCACAGCAUCAAUCUGAGGCCCCUGUCUCUGCGAUGGCGGUAGGAGCACAGCAACAAUCUGAGGCCCCUGUCUCUGCGAUGGGGGAUAUAAAGAGCACAAUGUGGGAGGAGUCAGCUGCGGGGCACCCGGAAGAGCUGCAGAAACAGACCUUCAGUCAGAAUAUACCAGCAGACCACACCAAGCAGCAGGCCCUGGGCUCCACCAUGAACCAACACCAACUCCCAAACAUCAUGUCCCAGACCUCAGACUCCUCUGAUCAGUUAUCUGGCCUUCACCAGGAGAUGGUGGACUUUGCCUCCUCAGCCUCCCAGCACGGCUCCACCAUGGACUACUUCUCCUUCAACGAUGACGAUAUGACCCAGGACAGCAUAGUGGAGGAGCUGGUUCAGAUGGAGGAACAAAUGAAGCUGAAGGGCCUCCAGCCGUUGUUCAGUAGCUGUGUGGAUAAUAUCUCUCUCCAGGGACAGCCUGGGGGCCCCCAGGGGUCCAUCCUCAACACUCACCACCAGGGGGAUAGUUCCUCUUUCUACCAGUCUGCCCAUAGCUGCACAACCCCCAUCCAGACUCCCACCCCGACUCCCACCCCGACUCCAACCCCGACCCCCACCGAGAUGACUCUCGGUGGGCACGGGCUGACCAGAGAGAGCCCCUGUUGCCAUCACAGCAUGGCCCCUAUCACGCCCGUGGAGGGGCCUCUAGGAGGCCGACACACCCCUAUAAGCGCUCUGUCUAACUGUUCUAGCGGCAUCCCGCCCAGCCCUGUGGAAUGCAGGAACCCGUUUGCCUUCACCCCUAUCAACUCCAGCAUGGCAGGGGGUUACCGCGAUGCCUCCGUGGUGUCUGUCUCCUCCAGUCCCAUCAAGCCCAUGCAGAGACCCAUGGCCACUCACCCUGAUAAGGCUAAACUGGAGUGGAUCAACAACCGCUACAACAGUAGUGGUACUGAAGCGACUGUCGGAGCAGGGCCAGGGUCUGGGUUAUCCAUCUCUAACCACAGCCUUGGUGGACUUCUGCCUAGUUACCAGGAUCUAGUGGAUGACCAUUUCCGUAAGCCGCACGCCUUCGCUGUUCCGGGCCACAGUGGCCAGUCUUUCCAGUCUCAGUCCAGACUGCAGGAUGGCGAACACUUCUCUCCCAUCUCCCCGGUGCAACAGCAGAUGACCAGCGUGUCGACCACGCCCACCAACACUGCAACCAAACAGGAUGAGAGAUUUGCUGUGCCCGCCCCUUUAGACAACAAGGGCGGAGCCUCAUCGUCGGGGGGCGGGACGUUCCGUUGCCGUAGCGUCAGCCCCGCCGUGCGCCAGAGGACCGUCAGCGGCACUGGCACAACCACUCAAUUGGUCGUCUCCCCUUUCAGCUCCCCCAUGACCUCCUCCGAGAUACUCAGCUUCCUGUCCAACAGCCAAUCGGUGGGCAGUAACCUCCACAGCAUGGCCCAGCGCAGCCAAUCGGUGCCCUUAAACAUCAUGAUGCAGAGCGUUGUGGAGAUGGAGCUGCUUCCUGUAGAGAUGCAGGCCAUCCAGGGACAGAACCAGAGUAACGCCAAUAAGAUCACCAACGUCCUCUUGAGUAAGAUGGACUCUGGCGUGGACGACACAGUCAGGGGCCUGGGCAUCAACAACUUCCCCUCCAACUACACUGCCCGCAUGAACCUCACCCAGAUGCUGGAGACCCAGUCUCAGAGCCAGGUCACCAAUGGGAGCUUCACAACCGGAAGGGGAGGAGGUAACACCCACCAAUCCCACCUUCAGCUGCAGACCGUCAGCUCCAGCCCUGCCUCCUUCGACCUCCAGCAGCAUGGGGGCUACCUCAACAGCGCUGGAGGAGGCGGGGGGGGGGUGAGCUUCUCCUCUGGAGACAACCAAGCACAAUCAGGUCCUGGUGAGAAUGUGGACCUGGAGCUCCAGCAGAUCCAAGGCCUCCAAGAGCUCCAGACCCAGACCCAGCUCCAAUCCCAGGCUAGACUGCUCCAGAGUCCCCAUCCCCAGCUCCAGGGUGGGCUCCAGCUUCUCCAGACCCAGACCCAGCUCCAAUCCCAGGCUAGACUGCUCCAGAGUCCCCAUCCCCAGCUCCAGCUUCUCCAGACCCAGUCCCAGGUACUCCUCCAGCCCACCCCCACCCAGCAGCAGCAGGAGGAUGACGCCCAGCAACAACUAGACUUCAACAACACUGUUAAAGACCUGUUGGGUGAUGACGGCCUCAACGUUGACGCUGAAGGCCUCAACCCCAGCUCUCAACUGGUCGGUCAGGUGGCGUCAGAGCUUAAUGCCGCCGUGGUGUCAGACUUCACCAAUGACAUCAGGUUGACCUCCGACCUUUCCAACAGCAUCACUGACCUGAACACACUGGACGCCAACCUCCUGUUCAAUCCGUCCAAUCAGCAGCAAGAACAGUACGAAGACGCCACACUGGAAGAGCUGAAGAACGAUCCUCUGUUUCAGCAGAUAUGUAGUGAUACUGUGAACUCCUCGUUCGACUGGCUAGAGAGCAAAGACCAGCCUACUACCGUAGAGAUGUUAGGCUAAUGUUGUUAUUGGACGCAUCCCAAAUGGAUGCUCAUUCUCUACAUAGUGCACUACUUUUCAUCAGGGUCCAUAGGGUCGACCCAUAGGGCCUGGUCAAACGAAGUGCACUAAAUAUAGGGAAUAGGAUGCCAUUUCAAAUGCAAACCAGUAUUUUUAAACAAGUAUUUAUGGUUUUCAUUUUUUGUUGUCUUUUGUUUUGAACUGUGAGUAAUUUGUAUACAGUGUAUUUGGGAAACUAUUCAGACCGCUUAAUUUUUUACACAUGUUGUUACGUUACAUUAUUUUUCUAAAAUGGACUCAAUUGUUUUCCCCCCCCCCAUCAAUUUACACACAAUAACCCAUAAUGACAAAGAAAAAAACAGGUUUUUAGAAAUGUUUGCAAAACAUUUUUUUUA